Molecule: messenger RNA, 917 nt
Organism: Brachypodium distachyon (stiff brome)
Lineage: Eukaryota; Viridiplantae; Streptophyta; Magnoliopsida; Poales; Poaceae
Exons: 2
Coding region: 1-687 (228 amino acids)
Source: RefSeq, a predicted model, not a curated record
AUGCAUGCGGCGAAGUCGGCCGGCGGCAUGGCCCUGCAGAUCGACCUCGGCCACGGCGGCAACGCCAACAACGCCAAUGUGGGCAGCGGCAUCGGCCGCGGCGGGUCGUCCAAGAAGCGGCUGGUGAUGAUCAUCGCGGACCCGGGCCGCGAGUCGACGGCGGCCAUGGAGUGGGCGCUGUCGCACGCCGUCGUGGAGGGCGACGACAUCCUGCUCCUCCACGUCAACAUGCCGCUCCCGAGCGGCGCCCCGGCCCCGGCCCCGUCGCGCACCGGCUCCGGCGGAGGCGGGGGAUCCCCGAUCGCCGUGCUCCUCGGCGGCAGCGGCGGGGCGGCGGACGGGGAGUUCAUGGAGACGAUGCGGGCGGCGUGCAGGGCGAGGCACCCGCGCGCGAGGGUCCACGCGGAGCGCGUGGAGCCGGCCACGGAGGGCCGCGAGGCCAAGGCCCAGACCAUCCUCGCCGAGUCCCAGCGCCGCGGCGUCGAGCUCCUCGUCAUCGGCCACCGACGCAUCUCCUCCUUCCUCGGGUUGCGGAGCGCGAGCGGGUCGAGCCGGGGGCACGACAGCACGGCGGAGUUCUUGAUUGAGCAUAGCAAGUGCCUGUGCGUCAGCGUGCAGAAGAAGGGCCAGAACGCCGGCUUCCUGCUCAACACCAAGACCCACAAGAACUUCUGGCUCCUCGCAUGACACGUAUACCCAUUCCCGUUAAUUGAUUAGAUCGACCGAAAAAUACACUUUUUGCAAUUAUCUCUCGUGCGCACGAUCGCACGCUAAUUAAUUUAGAGCAAUGCAAUGCGUGCUUGAUUGCAUCAAGAACGAGUUGAUCCAGCUGAAUCGGUUAGUUGGGUAAAAGUGUGGGGGACAGAAGAAGAUACACACCAUUUCUUUUGUUUUCGAGUCAUCGUUCUUGAUGAUCA